AUGGUGCGCGUGGAGUCCAACGACGUGCUGGGGCUCAACAGCACCCUCCCAGCCUUCUCGCUCCCCGACCCUCGCUCGGGCAGCCAGGUGUCCUCCGAGGACCUCAAGGGCGCUCCGUCGCUGGUGAUCUUCAUGUGCAACCACUGUCCCUUCGUGGUGCUGCUCAAGGAGGCCAUCGCGAGUCUGACCAAGGAAUACGCCGGCAAGGGGGUGAAGAUCGUGGCCAUCAGCAGCAACGACGCCGCGGCGUACCCGCAGGACGGACCCGACAUGAUGGCAAAGGACGCAGAGGCGCACGCGUACUGUUUUCCGUACGUGUUCGACGAAACGCAGGAGGUGGCCAAGGCGUUCGGGGUGAUGUGCACGCCGGAGUUCUUCGUCGCGGACGCCGCGGGCGUUCUCAAGUACCACGGCCGGUUCGACGCCGCGACGCCUGGGAACGGAAAGGAGGUCACCGGCGCCGAUCUGCGGGCGGCGCUCGACGCGGUGCUGGCGGGGAAGCCAGUGGAGAGCCAGCCGCGGUCGAUGGGGUGCAACCUGAAGUGGAAGGCCGGGAACGAGCCCGCGUACUUUGCGCUGCCGUGA
Messenger RNA from Pedinophyceae sp. YPF-701, 585 nucleotides. The record is from the annotation of a GenBank genome assembly. Lineage: Eukaryota; Viridiplantae; Chlorophyta; Pedinophyceae.